Molecule: messenger RNA, 1970 nt
Organism: Folsomia candida
Lineage: Eukaryota; Metazoa; Arthropoda; Collembola; Entomobryomorpha; Isotomidae
Exons: 9
Coding region: 686-1840 (384 amino acids)
Biological process (GO): protein palmitoylation
Cellular component (GO): endoplasmic reticulum
Molecular function (GO): palmitoyltransferase activity
Source: RefSeq, a predicted model, not a curated record
AAGAUAUGGCGCGACGUAAGAAAUGAAGUGAAAUGAAAUUUGAAGAUGAUUUAAUUUCAUUUCACUUUUUGCCCGUCGUAUUUUUAAUUAGAUUAUAACGUAUCCGUACAGAAUCGACAAUUAAAAAUAUACCCAACCUUAAGCUAAAGGAUGGGACUCAGUCUAUUGACACUUUCACCGUGUGUAAUGCUGACAAUUCUACUUAAGGCAUCUUGUGAAUUUAUUUCUUUAUGCAUUCAGAUAUCUUCAUCAGACACAAAAAUUGAAGGAAUAAGAGAUGGAUUACUUACACAGUACAUUGGCUUAAAGGAGGAUCAAAUAUUUGGUUCUUGGCGAUCGAGUAUAGGAAUAACCUGGGGAUAUUUUAUAAUAUCAUCAGUCACGCAUUUUCUUUGUAAAAUCUUCUUGACAAAACUGGAAAAAAUGGAAACUAUUUUAGGUUGCAAUUUCAUAGGAGUUUUGCUAACGUUUACCACAAUCGGAUACCGUUUGUCAUCCUGCUUGGUAUCUGUUAUUUUAAUGAUGAUAUUUAUUGGUAGACGUGCAUCAUCUUAACAGCUAUGGAUGGUUACUUGUUACAUUGUUACUUCUUGGCUCUCAUUAUUACAUGGUCAUGCUCGUAUUAGUUUACAUGUCUAAAUAAUUUAUGAUUACUAUGCAUUGAUAAUUAUGAUUGUAUUCCUAGAUGAUUUCUGGAUUAACAACUUCUAUACAACUAUCCGUGGCCCGUAACGUGAUGAAUGGAUGUAUUCUCAGAUGCAUUAGUUUAAACGUUGACUUAAAUAACGAACGCCGACGAUUCUGCUUUUUGGAAUGUAUGAAUUACUUAUUUUACUUUCCCUUAUUAUUGUCGGGUCCUUUCGUUUCAUUUUGCACUUUCACGAGCCAGGUUAGAAUUCCUUAUAUCAAUUACACUGGUAUAAAUGAAAUGCUUCCCCUAUUUAUUAUACAGAUGUAUGAAAAUCGCAACAGAAAUACGCACACCUGUAUUGAACUUGCAACUUGCGUGCUGGUUUCCCUUGUCUUGCUUUUGAUACCGUAUUGCGCGUAUGCGGACAUAUACACUUACGCCCCGACCAAUUUGUACUUCUUGACCAUAUGGCAACUAGGUGGAUUCGUUGUAUUGAGAAGUCAAACAUUUAUUCUCCUCCAGGCGAUAAUACUACAUCUUCCUACUAUUAGAGCCAGCGGAGACGGGCUCAUUUUGUAUCCGGUGACUUGCAAAAUACCUUACUUGUCUCUGGCACCUUCUCAUGCGUCUAAAAUAGUUGAUCCAGGCUUUCAUCUGUUUUUGAGGAAGACAACUGGGUGUGAUUUACUGGAUUCUUUUUGGUAUCCCGUUUUAAGAGGAGUUUUACCAAGUAAAACUGGAAUUGAUUUUGUGGGAAAAGAAAUUCUCUCCAUUAGUUGCGCGUCCAAAUCGACAAGAAAGCCUUUUGAUGUCUUACCAGAAGGGCUGGCAGUGGUCACUGAAACUGAGCCAGUUUGGGAAUUAGAAGCAUCCAUAACGUUAACACAAAUAUCUGACAUAUUUUCGCAUAAAAAUAAGGACAUUGAAACAUUGUUACUGAACUACCUACCUUGGUCAUGGAUUCAGGACUUGAUUCCUACCGCGAGAAGCCCUUCAGACAUUACUGUUGGGAUUUAUUCAUCAGAACGUGCCAAGGUGAAAAUUGAAACUAAUGUCCCCUUGCUGAGAGAAGUAGAUCUGGCAUUGUCGUCAAUACAAGAAUGUUACGCAAAGAAUCCUACAGUGUAUAAUAACAUUGCGGAUAUGAUAGGAACAGACGGGAUUCGGUCAAGUGAUAUGCAUCAGUUGCGAUUUACUAAAAUUGAUUAGUCCAAUGGUAGAGAUUUAAUAAAAACUUUAAUCCAAUAGGUACACCUUUAAUUUUUCGAUUGUGUAUUAGUUCAACAACUUCAUAAAUUCGUGCAAUAAUAUACAUCUUGUAAACCACAUGUAAAACUCA